Molecule: messenger RNA, 2469 nt
Organism: Aspergillus wentii DTO 134E9
Lineage: Eukaryota; Fungi; Ascomycota; Eurotiomycetes; Eurotiales; Aspergillaceae
Exons: 7
Coding region: 1-2469 (822 amino acids)
Biological process (GO): carbohydrate metabolic process
Molecular function (GO): hexosyltransferase activity; UDP-glycosyltransferase activity
Source: RefSeq, a predicted model, not a curated record
AUGUCGUCAUCGCAUCGUGACCCCCCAGAAAACACCCCUCCAGAUGACAUCCCAGAUGUCGGCACCGAUGUCCAAGAGGAUGGUCGGAUCGAUCUGGAUCUCGAUUCCCACGCCUGCCAAACCGUGGUCAAGUUGAUCAACUGGCCCAGCGAAGAAGAAGUCCUCGUCCCCCCCGUCGCCGAUUUCGACCCCUACACCACCUGCGAUAUCAAAUUAAAUAUCGUUAUUCAAGUCGUCGGAAGCCGCGGUGAUGUCCAGCCGUUUGUCGCCCUCGGAAAUGAAUUGCAGAAAUAUGGCCAUCGCGUGCGCUUGGCCACCCACAAUACUUUUGACUCGUUCGUCCGGCAAUCGGGUCUGGAGUUCUACCCGGUCGGCGGUGAUCCAGCAGAAUUGAUGGCAUACAUGGUGAAGAAUCCGGGCUUGAUACCGAAGAUGAAGAGUCUGCGAGAGGGAGAUAUAAAGAAGAAACGGAGGAUGGUCGCAGAGAUCCUCCAAGGAUGCUGGAAGUCGUGCAUUGAGGACGAUCCCAUUUCCAAGACACCGUUUGUGGCAGACGCCAUCAUUGCCAAUCCGCCUAGCUUUGCCCAUGUACAUUGCGCUCAGGCAUUGGGUAUACCGGUUCAUAUGAUGUUUACCAUGCCUUGGAGUAGCACGCGGGAAUACGCUCAUCCUUUGGCAAACCUCAAAUAUUCAUCCACAAAUCCCAACUUUGCCAAUUAUGCAUCCUACGGGAUUGUUGAGUGGAUGACUUGGCAGGGUCUUGGAGAUGUUAUCAACAGUUUCCGAUCGACUAUCGAUCUCGAAGCGGUCCCUAUGACUGAAGGUCCGAACCUGGCAGAAACACUCAAGGUACCAUUUACCUACUGCUGGUCACCGGCCUUGAUGCCCAAGCCGAAAGACUGGCCGUCGCAUAUUGAUGUUUGCGGAUUCUUCUUCCGUGAUCCACCGGAUUACUCCCCUCCCCCGGAUUUAGCACACUUUCUACAAUCCGGACCAACACCGAUAUAUAUAGGCUUUGGAAGUAUUGUCAUCGACGAUCCUCCACGAGUCACAGCUAUACUCCUCGAAGCGAUCCGGGCUACCGGAGUUCGAGCAGUGAUUUCACGAGGAUGGAGCAAACUCGGUGGUGACUCCACAGAUGAUAUAUUUUACCUAGACGAUUGUCCCCAUGAAUGGCUCUUUCAGCAUGUUACUGCCGUUAUCCAUCACGGCGGUGCGGGAACUACCGCCUGCGGAUUGCGGUUUGGUCGGCCUACUACCAUUGUGCCAUUUUUUGGAGAUCAAACAUUUUGGGGAAAUAUGGUCGCUGCUUCAGGUGCUGGACCACCGCCGAUUCCUAAUCGUUCCUUGGAUGCAAAGAAUCUCGCAGACGCUAUUCGCUUCUGCGGUCUGCCCGAAACUGUAGCAGCGGCUGGAGACAUUGCCGACCGAAUGAGCGCAGAAACGGGAGUACAGACAGCUGUUGAGUCUUUUCACCGGAAUUUGCCCGUCGAUGAGAUGCGCUGUCAGAUUCUUCUCAACGAGCCCGCAGUGUGGUCGUACAAGAAAUCAGGAACGAAGCCGCUGUGUCUAUCGAGAAAGGCGGGCGAGAUAUUACUUGAUCAUUCAUGUGUGGAGCCAAAAGCUUUGCAAUUGUAUGAAGCAAGGCCCAUUAUCAUACAAACUCGACGGUGGGAUCCUGUCACAGGAACCAUGUCGGCAUUUGUUGGAGCAAGUGCAGACAUGGUAAAGUCAGCUUCAGAUGUAGUGAUCAGACCAUAUCGAGAAAUAAACCGUCGUCAAUCCGAUUCCUCUAGUUCUGCUACACCACGAUCUCAACGCUCUCAGUCUACAACAGACCGAGACAUGCAGGCUCUGAGUGAAAUGCCAGAGUCAGCAAUACGAGAAGAAAGAAAGCCAAGCUGGGACACAACCGCAGUCGCCUUGGGCCAAUCUGCAAAGGGCGUCGGUAAAUUGGUCGGCAAAUACUACAAGGGUAUGGGGGUUGAUGUUCCUCUCGCUACGACAGAAGGACUGCGGGCAGUUCCCCGACUGUACGGAGAGGAAGUCAAAGAAUACGAACCAAUCCGGGACUUGCGAAGUGGUUUGAGUGUUGGUGGGAAGAACUUUACUCACGGCAUCACGGAGGGAGUCGCUGGUCUUCUGAAGCAGCCUUAUAAAGGGGCUGUAAAAGAAGGGCCAAUCGGCGUGGUCAAGGGAUUUGCCAAGGGAGGGAUUGGACUUGGAUCGAUGGUUUCAUCCGCUGCCCUCGGCCUAGUAGCAUAUCCAGGCCAUGGACUGUGCAAGACGAUCCAUGCGGCGAUUAAGUCAAAGACGAGAAAGAACAUAGUGAAUGCACGACACCGAGAGGGUAGGUAUUUGGUACAUGUUGACACGGAGAUAGACCGCGAGGCUAUCAUUGAUUCAUUCGAGGUGUUGAAGCAGAAUAAUAUCUCGACCCGGUCGUCAUGGCGAACAGAAUCUUCAUGA